Physcomitrium patens is the source of this 2680-nucleotide messenger RNA. RefSeq lists its product as uncharacterized. Gene Ontology annotation, molecular function: protein binding. The record is from RefSeq and is a predicted model, not a curated record. Gene Ontology annotation, cellular component: axoneme. Gene Ontology annotation, biological process: cilium assembly. NCBI's taxonomy places the organism in Eukaryota, Viridiplantae, Streptophyta, Bryopsida, Funariales, Funariaceae.
CGAAGUCGAGACCUCCUCGCAAAGCUCCAGCUACCGCAGCUCCAAGGCCUCCUCCAAGUCUAACCAGUCUAACAUGAGUGUCCUGGAGCCGAAUCCCGCAGACAGCCGGAUGAGCAUGCGAGAAUCCGUGGUCGAGCGGGAAGGAGGCAAGGGCGAGGGUGAGGGUGGCGUCGAAGCGGAGGCUAGACCAGUGGCGGAGAUCAAGCCUGACGCCGAGGAGGACGAUGACGACCAAGAGAUUGAGAUCGGCGAGAAUUCGCCCGCGUCCAUGUUCCUGUACAGCCCGUUUCAGUUGCAGACUUCGAAAAGGAAGCGGAUCCAACGGCUCCUACUUCACAUGCAACUCCGCGAGAUCAGGUCGGCAUUCAACAAGCAACUAGCGCAAGCGAGGUCCAACAAAGUGUCCCUCAUCUCCCGAGUCUCGGAGAUGAAAACGAGGAUACUGGAUUUGCACAAGAUGCUGUCCCAGCCUGGAGUUUAUCCAUGGCCCGACCUCAACGAAGUUGUGGACAGUAUGCCCAACAUCUUUACCGUUGCAGACGAUGAAGUGCUGGUGGAGAAGCACCUGAACAAAGCUGAGAGGCAACGCGCCCUGCAGCUUGCCCACUUCGAGGAGCAACAAGCCAGGUUGCUAGCAGGAAAUGAUGCAUGCGAGCGGGCUUUGAUGGACAUGAUGGGAGGCAUUCUAGAGAAGAAGCUUGAGGUGGUGGGAGCGGAGGAACAGAUCAAGCUUCCUGCCUGGAUGGAAGGCAACCCUAAAAAGUUCACCAAGGAACAACACCUUGAAAUCAAAGCUUUUGAUGCCAUGCUCAAGGCUAUAGCAGAUGAAAAAGAUAAAAAAAUCAGAGCACAAGAGGCCGAGCAAAAAGCGCUCAGAGCUGAAGUGGACAAUAUUUGUUUUAAUUUCGAUGCCCAGAUGGAGGAUUUGUUCCAACAGCGCCUCUCGGUUGAGGCCCAAUGCAUUGCCAUAGAGGAAACAAUAGCCAGGCUGAGUGCAUCAAUUGAGAAGGACGAAUUUGUGGACGAAAGAACUGAGGCCAACAUGAACAAAAACAUGGAAAGACUCAAAACAUUCAAGGCCCAGUCAGUUGCUUCCCUUGCAGAGUUCAAGAAAGAAGUGGAGAGUUUUGAAGCUAAGUACCAAGCUGCCACAAAGGAAGAUUUAUUGCAAGACAAAAACUUCCGCAAAGAUUUUGCGGAUACUGGUGAUGCAAUCAACAUUCUGCAUAAGAAAUUCAAAGACCGCCCAAAGGCUAAGGGUAGUGGUGUGUCUACAGCUGCGAGAUCAGCAAAGAAGGCAAUGACCAAGCAAACAACUUCAACGUCUUCACGCAGCCCAUCCCGCAAUCCAUCCCGUCGACAGUCUAACGCACAGGUAUUAAAGGCACCACCACAGCCACCACCACUCGAGGCCCCAGCUGACCCUUUCAACGACAGGCCCCCGGAAAUCACAGUGCCACAGUGGGAGCGGCUGCUGGCUACGCGGAAAAGGAAGAUGCAGCAGGAGGCCGAGGUCGCACGGCUCACAAGCAUUAUGAAGAGCAUGGCCGGGUUUCUCGUGCACCUCACCCAAGUCGAUGAUUCCAACUCCAAGGAGAUUGAAGUUUGCCUGCGCACCAUGGCUGAUUUUCGAGAGGAGCGAGAGAUAGGGAGGAAGAAUCUGGAGUUUAUAAUAAAGAUGAAAUCUGGGUUUGUUGAAGCCAUUCUGGAUCCUCUUCAAGGUGACUAUGCUGAUGUGGUCUUGCUCCCUUGCUCCCUCAUUGAGGACUUCAACAAAGUGGUUCUUUACGAGGCCAACACCAAGAUGGAAAUGUUGAAGCAAACAAUAAUAUUCAAAGCAAAGAAUCAUGUAGUGGAAUGGGAAAUCUCAAAGAACUGCCUUAGGCAACAACAUAUUAUUGAGAAGAUUCGUGCACUUCAACUCCUUCGUGUAACAAAAGCCACUCAACAAGUUAUCCGGACAGGAGAGGACCCAGUUGCAGCUUCAGAGGGCUUAGCGCUUGAAAAGAGAUUUGAGCACAAUAAGAAGAUGCACAGCCACCGGGUCAGGGAGAGGGACAGUGCAUUGACGCUGGUGCAAGGCAAGAAAGGGGAGAUGCAAGGCCAGAAUGCAAAGAUGCUCGUGAAGACCAAGGCCCUGCACGUCGAGGAGCACUUCCUUGCUCGCCUUUGCAGCAGUAGACUUGCCGCUGAGCAGAAGUUGCAUGCCCUUGACCAGCGGUUUCAAGCCUUGUACCUCAAAAGGCAACUCCACAACAGGGCUUGUGCCCAAGCAAAGAAAUUAGAGGAGUUGGGUGAAGAGUUUGUGAAGAUGCAAAACCGGAUCAUUCCGCGGCUCCCGAAUGCUAACAUGUCCAACUACAACUACCCGUCCAGGUCACCUCAUUUCCAGCAGGGACGAGCCGUUUUGGAGGCCCGGAAAGCGUAUUUUCUAUCCCUUGGUAGUCGACCCUCCAUGACACAUGACACAUGAUUUUGGACCCCUUUUUCAAGGCCAUGUUGUGUUCCUUUGCUUCAGUAUCUUCUUUUACUUGACUGUGAGAACUAAGAGACUGUCAUCCUCCCAUUUUUCUUAACAUUUCUGAUUUAAGAUUAAUGAUUUGCAGAAGUCCUUUUUUUAAAUCAUAAAUGUUUUGUUUAUUUGCAAUUAAUAUCAAGCAUUACACAAUCAAGGAGUCAA